CAUACUGUAGAUCAUCCGCAUCGCCACCGACACUUCCUGCUGCGUCGGCCCGCUUACCUGACAUGCAGGAACUACUGGCCUUCCUCCAGGAUCCGGAGCUGGUGGCCCGGUUCCAGAGACGAUGCGGGCUGUACCUGGCAGAAGGGUUGACCCGCGACCAUGACAAGACCCGACCUGCGAACGGAGCUCCGAUCACCGGGGAGAAAACACUUGGGCACAUGGAUGGAAGCUGGGACCAUCAGGACGGAAACAUCAACUAUAGAUAUAAGCAGGAUUCAGUUCCUGUUGAGGACUGCAGGAAGCCUCGGUAUGAGGUAAGGAACAGGCUGCUCCAUUACCUCUUCCUGUUAUCGGCUGGUCUAGGUCAUGAAGUGUUUUACAUCACCUGCCUGCCCUGGAUACACUGGAAUCUGGAUCCGUUCCUCUGCCGCCGCCUCGUCAAUAUGUGGACUAUAGUGAUGUACAUUGGCCAGGUGAUGAAGGACCUUCUGAAGCUUCCUCGCCCUCCCUCCCCGCCAGUGGUCAAGCUUGAGACACGUGUGGACGCGGAGUAUGGACUGCCAUCCACCCACGCCAUGGCCGCCACUGCCAUCUCCUUCACACUUUUACUGAGCGCCCCCUCCAGAGUACAGUUCUGCUUCCAGAUCGGCCUGCUGAUUGCUGCGACGACUUCAUCUUUGGUGUCUCUGAGCCGGCUCUAUACAGGCAUGCACUCAGUUCUGGAUGUGGUUUGUGGUGUUUUGAUCACUGCAGUCCUGAUUCUGCUCACCUACCCUUACUGGGAAUCCUUUGACAGCUUCCAGCUGACCAGCCCCCUGUCCCCCAUCAUUGCACUGUCACUGCUGCUCUUCCUAAGCUACACGUACCCAGAGCUGGACUACUACAGCACCACACGGGGAGACACCACCACCAUUCUCGGGGUGUGCGCUGGUUGCUCGGUGGGAUACUGGGUCAACGCGCAGCUGGGCCACACCUUUGAGCCUCAGGGGUUGUUACCUGUUCCUCUGCCCACACUGACAGCGCUGUCUGUGGCAAGAAGUGCUGGACGCAGCUUGGUUGGAGUUGCCACCCUGGUGGGGACUCGGCAGAUAGUGAAAAAACUGAGUUUGGAUCUGUUAUAUUCUUGGUACAAUGUUCUGAAAACAGAUCCAAAUGCCAGGAGGAGAAAGGAGAUAGAAGUACCAUCCAAGUUUGUCACAUACACAGCUGUUGGACUGGUUAACUCUAUAUUGGUCAACAGAUUAUUUGUUCUACUUGGGCUUCUAUGACCAUUUGGCAUCCAGUGAGACUGAUGUGUAACUAUCUCAACAAUGAACCUCAUAUUUACAGGUCCUUCUCAAAACAUUAGCAUAUUGUGAUAAAGUUCAUUAUUUUCCAUAAUGUCAUGAUGAAAAUGUAAC
This is a messenger RNA of Girardinichthys multiradiatus, 1400 nucleotides long. RefSeq names its product sphingosine-1-phosphate phosphatase 2 (gene sgpp2). The transcript is spliced from 5 exons. Gene Ontology annotation, molecular function: sphingosine-1-phosphate phosphatase activity. The record is from RefSeq and is a predicted model, not a curated record. The coding region runs from base 63 to 1268 and encodes 401 amino acids. Gene Ontology annotation, biological process: phospholipid dephosphorylation; sphingosine metabolic process. Lineage: Eukaryota; Metazoa; Chordata; Actinopteri; Cyprinodontiformes; Goodeidae. Gene Ontology annotation, cellular component: endoplasmic reticulum membrane.